This is a messenger RNA of Symbiodinium sp. CCMP2456, 486 nucleotides long. The record is from the annotation of a GenBank genome assembly. NCBI's taxonomy places the organism in Eukaryota, Dinophyceae, Suessiales, Symbiodiniaceae.
AUGGUGCGGCUUGCCGCGAAUGUCCAACAAAUGAGAUCCGCCUCGUUGCAGUCGACAAGAAUGCAAGCUGCGCUCCGUGCCCCCACAUGGGGAGUCUCACCAUCGGCUGCACAUCCACGGAGCUGCGUGUGCCACCCGGCUACAUGGUGGACUUCGAUCGCGACGUGGCCGGCGAUCUCUCCGCUUGGUAUCGGUGCCCCAAUGAGAUGGCCUGCCGCGGGGGCCACUUCAAUGCCAGCAGCGUCCCUGGCGAGCGCGCGCAGGAGCUGGUUCCCAUGUGCGAAGAGGGCUAUGCUGGCCCCGGGUGCACGAGCUGCACUGAAGGCCACGCACGUGCAGAUGCAGACAUUCUGUGGUGCAUCCCCUGCGCCAACUGGACCACUUCACCAAAGCAGGCCAGGUGGUGUGGUAUGUCAGCUUCUUUCUCUUGAAGAACCUGGCCCUCUUCGUGUCGGCGGUUGUCAGUGCCGUUGCCUCAGGGUGUAA